AUGCCUGUGCUUCUCACCGAUAAUAUAGCCUGUGAACUAGGGCUUUCCAAUGGUACUCAAGGAAUUUUUCCAGAACUCAUAUACGAUGAUCAGGAGGAUCCGAGUGAUUUAAAGAUAAAAAGCAAAAUAUUUCCCUCAAGUACAAUCUUCAUACGAAAACCAUUAUAUGCAUUCGUAGAAAUUAAUACAUCACAAAUAGAAACAAAUCUCGAUGGCCUUCGUCCCAAACUAAUUCCCAUUCCAUUAAUCAAGAAGCAAUUCACUGUUCCUAUAAAGCAACUUUUCGGACAUCUGCUCGACCAAGUACAAAAUGGGAGAAGAAUUCCACAAGUCAUUCAAGUCACACGAACCCAACUCCCAAUUGUAUCUGUCUUCGCAAUAACUACAUAUAAAGCGCAAGGGCUCACAAUAAACAAAAUUGUAGUCGAUCUUCAAUCUCCACUUCAAACAUUGCGAGUGGCGUCAGUAUAUGUACCACUCAGCAGAAUGAAGAGAGCGGAAGAUAUAGUCAUUCUUCGACCUUUUGAUAUGAAGAUUCUACAAGUACGACCUUGUCUUGCUCAAGACGCUGAACCGAAACGGCUAGAUGAACUCGACCAAAAGACAAAGCGAGAAUGUGCCUCUCUCAUUUUGUAA
Molecule: messenger RNA, 636 nt
Organism: Adineta ricciae
Lineage: Eukaryota; Metazoa; Rotifera; Eurotatoria; Adinetida; Adinetidae
Source: the annotation of a GenBank genome assembly